This is a messenger RNA of Cyprinus carpio (common carp), 4712 nucleotides long. RefSeq names its product E3 ubiquitin ligase RNF157-like. Gene Ontology annotation, molecular function: ubiquitin protein ligase activity. Gene Ontology annotation, cellular component: cytoplasm. Gene Ontology annotation, biological process: protein ubiquitination. The record is from RefSeq and is a predicted model, not a curated record. Lineage: Eukaryota; Metazoa; Chordata; Actinopteri; Cypriniformes; Cyprinidae.
CUCUACUACCCUCUUAUUCUGUUUCUGCAUCCCAUCGCUCAAGCCCUCGGAGAACAGAUGAUACAGAUAUGAUGAUGAUAAACAUACAGAGAAACUGUGUCAUAUAGAGAGCACCUCACUCCGCUUUGCACCUUAGCCAAGGAUGCCGACCACGGAAGCAGGGACAGCCUUAUAACAGGGCUACAGUCUGCAGGACGCAAAGAGCAGCUUGUGUCUGCAGACAAAACAACGAGGGACUCUGUUCGGAGCUUACAGGGCAUUAAGAGCACCAACUAAUCCUGUGCAUGGCCAAAAAUAUAAAAGCGAAGAGCAAAAAACGGGCUUUUGCGUGAAGAAGGAGAUGUUCGGACUUAAGAAGUCGCAGCAGCAAUAGGAUUGCAAUCAUUCAGUGUUAUUUCAGUUUUUAGCUAUUGGAAAUGGGAGCUUUGACAAGCCGACAGAAUGCAGGAGUGGAGGAGAUCGAUAUACCAUCCAGUUCUGUUUACAGAUACCCACCCAAAUCCGGGAGUUAUUUUGCUAGCCAUUUCAUUAUGGGAGGAGAGAAGUUUGAUUCAGCUCAUCCUGAAGGCUACCUCUUUGGUGAAAAUACUGACCUCAACUUCCUUGGCAACAGACCACUAGUGUUCCCGUACAAUGCUCCCCCUCCACAUGAGCCGGUCAAGACCCUCCGCAGUCUCAUCAACAUCCGUAAAGACACUCUGCGACUUGUCCGAUGCAAUGAAGACAUGAAGCUUCCUGGACAGGAAGUUGGGAAAAGCCACAGCUGCUAUAAUAUCGAGUUCACCUUUGAUGCUGAUACACAAGUUACCAUCACUAUAUACUAUCAAGCCAUUGAAGAGUUUCACAAUGGUGUGCCAAUAUACUUGCCGCAGGACAGCUCUCUGCAGUCAGAGACAGUGCAUUUCAAACGCGGCGUCUGCCAACAGUUCUGUCUGCCCUCUCAUUACAUCAACUUAUCAGAGUGGGCAGACGAGGAGCUUUCGUUUGACAUGGAUAAAGACAUCUACCCCAUGGUUGUACAAGCAGUAGUGGAUGAAGGAGAUGAACACUUGGGACACUCUCAUGUUCUUCUUGCAACCUUUGAGAAGCAUAUGGAUGGAAGUUACUGUGUAAAACCUCUGAAGCAGAAACAAGUGGUGGAUGGUGUUAGUUACCUGCUGCAGGAGAUCUACGGUAUAGAGAACAAAUACAACAGUCAAGAAUCAAAGGUGGCAGAAGAUGAGAUUAGUGACAACAGUGCUGAAUGUGUGGUGUGUUUGUCAGACGUGCGGGACACACUUAUCCUGCCCUGCAGACACCUGUGCCUGUGCAACGCCUGCGCAGACACACUGCGUUACCAGGCCAACUGUUGCCCCAUCUGUCGACUGCCAUUUCGUGCCCUUCUUCAAAUUCGAGCGAUGAGGAAAAAACUGAGCCCACUCACACCUACUGGAUUCAACCCUGUCAUCACCUCACACACAUCAGAUUCAGAGGAGCACUCGGCAUCAGAGCACAUCCCACCAGGCUAUGAAGCUGUGUCCCUGUUGGAGGCCUUGAAUGGGCCCCUGAACCCAUCGCCAUCUGCUCCUCCACUUCAGGGCCUCACCAGGGGCCAUGUUUCUGGAUCUGUGCCCACAUAUGGCAGUGAUAGCCACCACACGCCUGCGCUCUCCCUCUCUCCGCUAGAACACUCUGUCAAUUCCAGCCAGAAUGUGAAACACAAGAAGAGUGGUUCUAAAUCCCUCUCCCAGAAUUCUUCAGUGCUGCCUGAAGAGGAGGAUGAGAAGUCAUGCAGUGAGUCUGAAGUGCAAACGUGCAGGAGAAAACUGCAUGCAGAACAGCAAGAGUCUGGAGUGACUCCUGAAAGUGACAACAUCACCCUGUCAUCCUCAGGGGCCAUAGAUCAGUCCUCCUGCAACGGGACCCCUCUGUCCUCCACAAUCACCUCCCCAGAGGAUCCAGUAAGCAGCAGCCUGGCCCAGUCUGUGAUGUCAAUGGCGUCCUCUCAUAGCCAGCACUCUCAGAUUAGCACCGACACACUCUCUUCAAUGUCCGGAUCCUACAUGGCUGGUGCCGAGGGAGAUGAGGCCACUGAGACCCCAGCGGAGAGCCGAGCGCCUUCCCAACAUGAGGGUGAGGAAAUCCCCAACGAGGCAAAAGGGCAUAACUUUGUGGCUGGCAUUCUUGAAGAACAGGAUUCAGAGGGAAAUGAUGUGACUGAGGAAGAUUGUGCAUCUCCCACCAAAGAACAUGGUGGGCGCAGGAGGAGCGAGGUGCCUUGUCCAGAGUUUGACAAUAACAAUCAGGGGCAGUCUGACAGCCACUGUAUGACAGGCCUGGACAAUGAGCAGCCUCCUGACGGCCGAUUCGCUGGUCUGUUAUACCUCGACGUCUAUCGUCAUGGACGGGAUCCUUUGACUCACCAUGCAUCCACAAGCAACAUCAACCUGGAGGAGCAAGGGAUCACCAAUGAGGCGGCAAAUCCCAAGAACAAAUCUCAUCGUGGACCCCUAGCUGUGUAAAAUCCUCAGUCUACCCAGUCACAGACCUACUCCAAUCCUGAGAGGAAUAUCUGCCUCUUUCUUCAUGCCACCUCCACCCAAACUCGUGCCCACACCAAUUACUCAUGGAUCAAAUUCUAAAUGCAUACCAGGGAGAAUUGACUGUGGUUUCUCUUCUCCAUUGUGAUAGAUGUCAUGUUUUCAGCGCUCUUUCAGCACCACGUUUACUGUACACCAACGCUCCACCCCCCCAUGCGUACAAAUGAAGGGAUGAGUCAAGCAAGCUCUCCAGAUGAAAACUGGAAAACGAGAACAUGAUGAAGACUCCAACCUCUGAUCUAAGCGGCAUUUCAUGUCAAAACUCAUGUCAAGGCUGUGCGACUAUGCUUUUUAAGUUAAUAAUCAAAAUCCUGCUGAUAUUCUCCUCACUAAUGUCGUACUUGUACUAUUGGAAAUCUGCCCACAAUACCCAAGAUAGAUGUUUCUAAAGAAUACGAUGGAAAAGACUAAGAUGAAUUUUCAUAACAAUCAGUCCUUCACAAUAUUAACUUCAGAGCAAUAACACAUAUUUGCUCACGUUUCUGCCCUUGUCAGUUUGCUGCAGCUCACUUUGAGCUCUACGUACAGCCCUGCAUGUUACAAAGACACAAAGCUACUGAGCUGCCUAAAUUGUGUUACACAUCUGGCCACGGAGACGCCUCUUGAACUGCUUACUACCAAGCAUUUUCAAACAUUUUGUAUAGGAUAUGGAAAUGUUGGGGAAAACUUGCCUGUGACGUCCACAUCUGUGGUCUUAACUCAGAUCGCUACUGUUGAUGGUUUGUUAAAUGUCAUAAAGCUACUGUCAAGCUUUUUGUGUGUUAUUUAAAAAAAUUGGUUAAUUUCUCAUCUGAGGUACAAUCUAGCAUAUGCUACAGUUUGUACCCAAGUCUUGAAAGCUUAAGUAGCUCUUCAGAAAUGUGUUGUUGGACCGAGAUGGAUCGCUACGCCAGGUACUUUGGGAUCCUUUUAAAAGUCAUUUUUGUUAUGCAUUCCUUUUGAAAAGUGUUGCACUUUCCUAUAGGGAUCCUUAACUGAAAGUGUUUACUUAGCUCCAGCAGUCAUCAUACAGUGAAAAUGAAGGAAAGUGUGCCACUAACUUGAAAAACAAUCAACAACUUUCAGUUUCUUGACAGUUCUGCCAAACCGAAUUUAUAGUGUUUAAACUUGCACUUUGUUAUUACCAGUGGUACGUUAGUGGUUAUGUUACUUAAUGAAAAUCUUCUACUGAUCUGUGGGUUCUGUUUCCAAUCCCUAAAAGGGAUAGUUGACCCAAAAAUGAAAAUUCCCAAAAAGACAUUGGACAUUGUGGACUUUGAUUGUGUUCCACAAAAGAAAAAACACCAUGCAAGUUUGAAACGACAUUAAGGUGAGUAAAUGAAAGUAACUGAAUGUUUUUGGGUGAACUAUCUAUUCUUUUACUAUUAUUCCCACAAUUCUUUCAUCUGAGCCAUUUUUGUUUUAUUCAUUAGCACUUGUCUGGACUAUCUGAAUGAAAAAAGGAUUCACAGUACAAUCAAAUAGUCUCUUAUAACUCUCUUAAAAUGUCUAUUGUACUUUGAGAACCAACCAGGCUUUUCCUUUGUGUGGAAAAUGUUUAUUUUUAUUUUUUUUUAUGUUAGCUUAGCUCGUUAUCAUUGUAAUAGUCUGUUCAAUGUGUUGUUUACUGUAGUAUAUGAAUGGUGUGAAAUUUCUCCAAAUGGGAAUGUAUAAUUUUCACAUGCACUAGUAGAUUUUCCCUUGACAGCAGAUAAUGCAGUGCAUGUGGUAAGCGCAUGGUAUAGUUGCAGUCAGAAAAUAGAAAUCCUCCACCUUUACAUUUGCACUAAAUGCCUAGCCCUUCCGCACUGAGCUUACACACUAUGUAAGCAACAGGUAUUGAGUCACAAAACAAGCAAUACAGCUCAGCAUAAUAGCAUGUUGUUGUCUGCAGGCAAUACAGAUAAACUUAGCCAUGCAUUGAAUGUUUUACAGCAGAAUGUCACAUUUACAUGCAGAGAGAAACAUCUGUGGAGUAACGUGCAUAAAUUCAAAGGGAUUUCUCCAGUUUUGUAUUGCUUUUGUUCUGUCCUCUUUCUGCACCAGGAGGAGUGACUCUAAACUAAACCCACACGAGGAAUGGGUUGCGGCAAUUCACUUUUGUAGAAUGAAGAUGACAAAAUGUCAAAAACACAAUAAACCUUUUCUUACAAA